CAGAGUAAAGUCAAAUUACAAAGCUGCGCAAAGUAUAACAUACAUAAACUUAAUUAAACAUAAGAACAGAUAAGACGUUUAGAGCCUUGUCGGUGACAUGGGCGCCGCUGUUGGCUUGGAACAGCUAUUUGCUGUGCAUAGGGACGUGCCCGCGUUAGCCGUGUUGCAACAGCUCAGGAUGGAUUUCAGCCAGCAACAGCCUCAAGAGCUGCUUCACAACCACCGGGAAUGUCUUCAGUUGGGCACGUGUAGUUUUGGUCGGCGGGGUCGAGAAAUGUAUGCAAUGCGCACAGAAACCAAGGUGCCAACAUAUCCGGUAUUGCAUCGUGAAGCUAAUGGCGCAGCUUGACGAGGAUAUCAAGAAUCUCCAGUUACAAAUAAAGGCCACGGAGGAUAAACAAAAUACAUGUGAAGACAAAAAGGAAUUGGACUACUUACGCGAGAAGGAGCGCCAACUUCGCGAGAAGGAGCUCGUGCUUCUCAAGAUGCAGUGUGACGAGAAGAAACCACACUGGACUCCCUGUUCCCCGAGUUGCGAUAGUGAAACAAAGUCACGUUCCACGCGGGCGGCACCAUGUCCAGGAAGCGCCUCAGAGCCCCGGGAUGCUCCGGAAACUCCACCUGAAGGAUCUUCUCAGCCUCAAUACGACAAGUGUACGAGCGGGCACGACCACCGGCCAGAUAGCGCAGACGCCGCCAACCUGCACGCAUGUAUACCUGCCGUACAGGCGCUAUCUUCAGCCUGGGGAGCCAGCCGGGGGGCCAGUAAUAGCAGCCGCGGCGGCGGCAGCGUUGGUCGCUUGGUUCGUCGUACUGCUCUCAUAGCAGUGUCGCUGCUGGUGUUCAACAUUGGCGGCACGGCGGCCUGGAGGCGCGGCGUGGCGGUGGUGGCGGCGGCGGCGGCUUCACACCCUGCGCUGCAGAUGACGACAACGGUGCUGACGGCAUCGUCCACCACCUAA
Messenger RNA from Volvox carteri f. nagariensis, 962 nucleotides. RefSeq lists its product as uncharacterized. The transcript has 4 exons. The record is from RefSeq and is a predicted model, not a curated record. Lineage: Eukaryota; Viridiplantae; Chlorophyta; Chlorophyceae; Chlamydomonadales; Volvocaceae. The coding region runs from base 279 to 962 and encodes 227 amino acids.